AAAACUACUAUGGAAUAAAACCUAUCAUACGACACCAAAAUGACAUUUGCGUCAUUUUUGAUCAACUUCUACUCCGUUAUACCUCGGUUGAACUUUAAAUUUCACUGGACGAACGAUGUAUUCAAUUUGGAGUGGAGCAGUGAAUACUUUCAGGCAUUGGCAUUAGUGGCAUGUCUGGGAGCCGCCGUCAGUCUUCUCCUUCUUGUCACCAUCAUUAUUGUCUGGAUAUGUCAAGCAUGCCACAAGAACGAAACGACCGGAAAAACAAGGCGACGUGUUCGAAGACUGUCUACAGUUCUCUUUAUCAUUUCUGUGCUUUGCUUUUUCAUGCUUGGAGUCUGUCUGUUUGCAAACGAGCACGUCAAUCGAGGGAUGUCAAUUUCAAUAAAUUCAAUAAUCAAUACGAAGAAAUCAUAUCAAAUUUCCACAGCACAAAUCUCACAAUUCCAAGAAGCUGCUCUAAACACUACGGUUCACUUAAAAAAUCUUGAAGAUACUGUACACGUUGAGAGCAAGAAAACCAAAAAUGCAACAAUCGUUCAGCAAAUUGAUCAAAUUCUUACAAACAUUACUGACGAGAUCGACAUCAUUGCUAAAAAUGGGAAACUGUUCCAAGCCAAGCAUGGCGACGAUAUUGGAAAAUUGGAAAAAAUACGGAAAGUGUUGUCGUUGUACGAAAGUGAGAGAUGGGCAUUCCUUGUCAUUCUUCUGUCGAUCACGAUGGUCGUUCUGUUCACUGGAGUUGUUGCCUUCUGUAAACAAUCCAAAAAGGGCGCAGUUGUAUUCAGUGCAAUAGGAUUCUUCAUUUUUGUUGUAGUUUGGCUAUUAAUCUCUAUUUCUUUGCCGUUGACCAUUGCACUAGCUGAUUUCUGUCGGGACGGAGAUCAAGUCACGCGGAAAAACCUUGGCAACCUGUACGAAACAGUCCAGUUCUACAAUACAUGCGUUCCGGUAACUACACAUGACAACCUUCCGCUUCCGGUGGCUCGCCACGUGGCAUUACUAAACAACAUUCCCGCAAACAAGUCUCAGCUGGAUCGUUUGAUGGAAGUUGCUUUCAAUAGCAGUGCAGCGAUUGUCAAUUCAUCUUCAGCAGUUGGGGACGAUAUUACGAAGAUGUUGAAGCUUGCCGGAGCAGUUUCAUCUUCAUCAUCGUGCUAUGUUUUCCAUGACGAUGUUGUCAAUUUCUACUAUGGAACCUGCAAUCAAUCAGUAGCAGGAAUGAGCAUAUAUAUGCUGAGUAUUCUACUUCUUGGUGUCUUCUUGUUCAUCUUGCUCAUCGUUGUUUCGAAAACAUGGAACCUCUUCUCGAGACUUCCCAACGAAUAUACUGAAGUUGACGAAGACGAUCCAUUCUUUCCACGAGGCGUGAACGACUCUACGAUUCCUGUAGACAUUUACGGUACUCAUGUCUAUAAUCCAAGAACUAGAGAUCGAACGGAACCAUCAACAAACACAACAUCUGGAACAGCAGAUGAACCAAAUGCGCCUCUUUGGAGUCAAAAUGUUACUGUACCUUUGGUCUCAAACAGCAUGAGCCGCCAGCCAUUCAUGUCGGACCAUCCUUACAACAAUUACGAAGAUCGUUACAAUAUGUAAAGCUGUCAUCAAUUUUAUAAUAGUUUAUUUGUCACAAAUGCGGUUAUUCAUCCUCCUUCCCACUUUCCUUAACAUUUAAGUCCACUUUUCAAAUUGUUCUCGACGUUUUCUGUAGAACCAGAGCUUAUUGCUUUUAUUCCUUCUAUCCCAUCCUCCAUGUCCACCAGCUUCCCAAAAUCCAAUCUGCCUAUCUCAGCUCGAUCCAUUCCUUGUUUACUAUUUAUCUAUCAAGUUGAUGGUGGUUUUGUCAUACUUGUACUGAAUGAAACAAAAUUGUGUUUUUAUUAAAAUCUAUUGUUUGAUUAAAACAUAUUAAUAAAUGGAUGAACGUUAAA
Messenger RNA from Caenorhabditis elegans, 1934 nucleotides. RefSeq names its product Protein tweety homolog 1 (gene ttyh-1). Gene Ontology annotation, biological process: chloride transmembrane transport. The transcript has 10 exons. The coding region runs from base 40 to 1599 and encodes 519 amino acids. Gene Ontology annotation, cellular component: membrane; plasma membrane. Lineage: Eukaryota; Metazoa; Nematoda; Chromadorea; Rhabditida; Rhabditidae. The record is from RefSeq and is marked reviewed.